UGGUGGAAAAGACUUGCAAAAGUUUAGUCAUGAAAGAUUACGUCUCACCCAAGUGCGUGGCGCUGAUGUCGGCCCUGCUCUGCAUUCUCCCCACGGCAUGGUCCUGGCCAGUGCCGUCGUGUUCAGUCGCCCGACGAGUGGGAACAGCAAAUCUGUUCUUCCCGCACCCAAGCGACUGCUCAGCUUUCUACAAGUGCGAAGAUGGAACUGCUAGACUGAACUUUUGUCCAGAUGGCCUCUACUGGAAUCCGAUUCUGGAUAUCUGUCAGUUCCCCUUCGACUCUGGUUGCGUGGCACACAAACAUCCAGCUAAACCACACACCACGGCACAUCCAGCUAAACCACACACCACGGCGGUUCCGACUCCCGAAAAACCCGCCGUCACUUCUGAAGAACCUACAAAACGACCGGAUGAACCUGUUACCACACCUGAAGAGCCCUCAAAAUCUCCUGAAGAAUCCGCCACGACUCCAAAGGAAGUUCCUACAACUGCAGAAGAGCUCUCCACGACUCCAAAAGAACCUUCAACAACUCCUCAAGAACCUUCCACAACUCCUGGAACACCAUCCACGACUCCUGAAGAAACCUCAACUACCCCCGAAGAACUUUCCACUACGCACGGAAAACCUUCCGUAACUCCUGAAGAACCUUCCACGACUCCUGAUAAACCUUCCACAAUUCCUGAAACGACGUCCACAACCACAACACAAGAUACUAGUACGACACCCAAAGAACCUUCCACAAUUCCUGAAACGACGUCCCCCAAAGAACCUUCCCCGACCUAUAUUAGUCUCAACAAUGAGCAGAUGGCCGGCAGUGCACGUAACGAGACCUACAGAGCCAUGGACCGGGCUUCGAGCGUCCGCCGCCUCACAGGUCCCGUGCUAGGCUUGCUGCUUCUGGUGGCCAGUGGGGGGGAUUGCUGGCCGUGGGGGUCUGAUCCCUUCUGCCCGCCUGGUCCAGAACCAGAGUGCCCCAGAAACCCUGCAGACGACACAUCAAACUACUUCCCCCACCCUACGGACUGCCACUAUUACAUCCAGUGCGACGGCAGCAGGAAGCCGAUUUGUCGUCAAUGUGGUCCCACGAUCUACUUCAGCCCGAAAGUUCUGAACUGCCUUUGGCCGCUGGCCGCAAAGUGCGAGCACAACGCCACGACAAGACAGGACAGUCUCCUGCCCCCGAUAUGUGGGCCGGACAGGAGACAUCAUCUCGACUGCGACCGCGAAGGCAACACUUUCAGAGACCCUUCGUCCUGUGAUCACUAUUACAGGUGCACGGGAGGAACAAAAGUGAGAAACAACUGUCCGUCGGGUCAGCACUACAACGGGCUGCUUGGUGCCUGUGACGAUCCUUGCAAAGCGGGCUGCAAACCCGGAGCGAAUUGCAAUCAGAGAACCACGUCAUUCCGGACAACAUCUACGACUUCAAAAGCAACAUCAGCAAAUUGUAUUCCUGGAGUCAACUGUCCCACCAGGAGUACCACCACUCCUAGCUGUAUUCCUGGAGUUAAUUGUCCCUCCAGGAGUACCACCACUCCAAAGUGCAUCUCUGGAAUAAAUUGCCCUGAAUCAGUAACUUCAAAAUGUACAACUGGUUAUAACUGCCAAACAACAAACAGAUGUGUGUCUGACUAUAAAUGCGAAGAUGAGAAAACCCCAAUGUGCUUCCCGAACAGGGAUUGUGACAAUCCGCGGCCAGAAUGCCCUGUGUGCAACGAGGAUGGAGAGACGUUUGCGCAUCCUCUGAACUGCGACUGGUUCUACAAGUGUGAGGGUAAAGUAGCGGUGCCCGUGAAGUGUGGGUGUGGGUUCCUGUACAACGCACGAUACAGAGUGUGCGACUACCCCUGCAACGUGGACUGCACGGGUCGAGCGAAACGUGCGACACAACUGAAGAUGUUCUGCCAAGCCAACGCGAGCCACUCGAGUGGCACCAUGGCCUUCAGUCAGAACUCCCUCAGGUCCAAGUGCGGGCAACUUUAAUCCCGAAUGGAUUGAUUAGUGGGCGUCCAACUCACAAUAUCGAUGUUAAAGUUACAAUCUAAUGAUAUUACCUUCCAGCCUCGAACCCAGUGUUGCAAAUCAAAGCUAACUUUGUGUUCUCUGCCCGAUGCUCCAAGAUGAAAAAUACACUGCCCUGAAACACUGAGCCAGACGACUAACAGAUAAUGAAUUAAAAUUUAAUCGGAGUGAACUUUGUGAGGCACUGGCUUGUAAAGAAGAUGGCCUCAGAAACAAAGUUUUCAAGGUCUUGAUGACGGAGGUUACUGCAAAAAGAUUCUCUGCGGUCUGUACCCACAGUUGAUAUUAUACGGGUACGACGUUUGUGUUUACAGAUUUGUAUACUCAGAUUCGUAUCUCUGGGAGACUUUACAUGAUAUAAUUAAUUCUGACGCUUUGACAAAAACUGUCACAGUAGAUGAUUCAGCCGUGUUCACUGGUAUCUCCUGAGUGUCCUGUGGUUAGGCGAAGACCUAACUUGUUCUUUCAUGUAUUUAGAUGCUGCAAACGUUGUUACCAGAAAGGAUCUUUGGAGCUUGGUAGAAGGGCUUACCGUAAUAGCAAUUAAGUUUGACACAAGUAUUUCGACGCGAAAACAAAAUAAAAUACACCUAAUAAGCUACACCAUUUCUCUACCUGAAUGCUCGUUUAAUCAAAAUUGUUUCUCCGUACAAAUUGAGGUAUUAUUUUUUUUGUCAUUUUCGUGUUGAAUUCGUGGUCAUGGGGGCGAUGGGUGGUGGUUUCUACGGUGGAGGGGAUGCAAGUAAUGGCAAUUUUUCUCUCGCUAUGGUGUUGGUGUACUUGAAAUACAAGCAUGAUUCAUAAAUAGUACAAAAACAUUAAGAAAAAUUACUCCUAUACGUAUACACGUUUCUAGGAAUAAAACAGGUCUGCAUGAAACAGUGUUGUAAAACUAAUCUAAUCGGCGAAAGACACAAUCGGAUUUCAAUUUCGCUGGAAACACACGCAAUUUAAAUUCAUAUAAUUUGAUUUCUGUGGGAUGGAAUCUGUUGCAAACAUGAUCUGCUAUAAGAAUGUUGAUUAAAUUUUACAUUUUUUAUAUGUAUUUAGAAUAGAUAAACUAAUCAAAGGUAUCAAUGCUUUUUAAUGCCUGAAGUAUAUAAAACAUGUCUUACUAAUUUAAUAAUUCGAAAUGAAGUGAUUAUCAGUGUAUGUAUAGCACAAUUUGUUAUAAAACAAUAAUAAAUCCAUAAUCUUAUGAA
Molecule: messenger RNA, 3226 nt
Organism: Zootermopsis nevadensis
Lineage: Eukaryota; Metazoa; Arthropoda; Insecta; Blattodea; Termopsidae
Source: RefSeq, a predicted model, not a curated record